UGAAAAAGAAAAGAAAAAAAAACGCUAAAUUCAUUUCCCUAAGAAAAACAAAAACCCUGUAACUUUCAUUUUCCCCUUUCUCCGGCCGUUUUGUCUUUCAUCUCCGAUCUCUUCCCGUUUCUCUCUCUAGAAAAUGGUGCUCUGAAAGUUACGGCUAGGUUACAUUUUGAAGUAGACGCAGGGAAGAGUGUCAGAAUUACACAAAAACCUCUACAAAUUAAUCGGAGUUUUUUUUUUCAAAAAAAUUCGGCAUGUUUUGAAUCAGGGUUUCUGUUUGAUCUCCAUUGUUUCUCUCUCUAGUGUGGCGGGUAAAACUUCGAUUAUUACGAGAAACGGAGAAGAAGAAGAAGAGAGGUUUCGACUGAAGUGAUGAACUCCACUACUCUGUCAUCGAGCGCCGCCGGAAUUGGAUCGGCCGAUUCGACCCCGCCCAGAAGGAAUUCCAAGCGUCCAAAGUAUUCAAGAUUUUCGCAACAAGAACUUCCGGCAUGUAAACCUAUUCUCACUCCUAAAUGGGUGAUUGCAGCUUUUUUACUCAUCGGUGCUGUCUUCAUUCCUAUUGGAGUUUUCUCUCUCCUUGCUUCUCGAGAUGUUGUUCAAAUCGUUAAUCAAUAUGAGACUGAUUGCAUUCCGGAAGGUUCUAGAACCGACAAGGUCGGAUUUAUUCGUGGCCCUCAAGACAAAACCUGCCAUAGAACUCUUAGUAUCCGGAGGCAUAUGAAGCAACCGAUUUAUGUUUAUUACCAGCUCGACAAUUUCUACCAGAAUCAUCGCAGAUAUGUGAAGAGUCGAAGCGAUCUACAGUUGAGAAGUCCAGAGAAUGAAGACGAAACAAAGUCAUGUCAGCCUGAGGGCACAUUGAAUGGCACUAAAGCUCCGAUAGUUCCUUGUGGUCUUAUAGCAUGGAGUCUAUUCAAUGAUACAUACGAAUUUUCUCGCAAUAAGCGGCAGUUGACUGUAAACAAGAGGGGUAUCUCGUGGAAAAGUGACAGAGAGCGCAAAUUCGGAAAAAAUGUUUAUCCGAAAAACUUUCAGAACGGUACUCUACAAGGCGGUGCCAGGCUGGAUUCAUCUAAACCCUUGAGUGAGCAAGAGGAUCUUAUUGUGUGGAUGAGAACUGCUGCACUUCCAACAUUCAGAAAAUUAUACGGAAAAAUCGAAGUCGAUCUUAACCCUGGUGAUGUCAUCGACGUGAAAUUACAGAACAAUUACAAUACCUACAGUUUCAACGGCAAGAAGAAACUCGUACUUUCUACCACCAGCUGGCUCGGAGGGAAGAAUGAUUUCAUCGGUAUUGCUUAUCUCUCGGUCGGUGGAUUGUGUUUCUUAUUGGCCACAAUUUUCACAGUUAUAUAUUUCAUUAAGCCAAGAGAACUCGGAGAUCCGAAUUAUUUGUCAUGGAACGCGAAUCCAGGUGAUCACUAAGAACUUACUGUGAGUAUAGACUUUGAUGCUCUUUUAGCUUUAUCUUGAUAUUGUAUGAGCCUCAAUCUUUAGGGUUUUAUAAAUGACUUGAAUUUGUAUUAGCACUUCUAUAUAUAUACAUAUAUAUAAUAUAUAUGGCUGUAUUUUAGGUGUAACACAAGUUUGAUAAUUUCUAGUUACUAAUUAACUACC
Molecule: messenger RNA, 1617 nt
Organism: Erythranthe guttata (spotted monkey flower)
Lineage: Eukaryota; Viridiplantae; Streptophyta; Magnoliopsida; Lamiales; Phrymaceae
Gene: ALIS1
Product: ALA-interacting subunit 1
Cellular component (GO): plasma membrane; Golgi apparatus; endoplasmic reticulum
Source: RefSeq, a predicted model, not a curated record